Molecule: messenger RNA, 2624 nt
Organism: Trichoplusia ni (cabbage looper)
Lineage: Eukaryota; Metazoa; Arthropoda; Insecta; Lepidoptera; Noctuidae
Exons: 2
Coding region: 268-2610 (780 amino acids)
Source: RefSeq, a predicted model, not a curated record
CUAUAAAAACCUCUUUUACUAUAAAUAGGUAUUUGAUGAAUCCUUCAAUUCUGGCAAUCAAUAAAAAAGUAUAACCGACAGACGAUUGGAAAGGCGAAUAAUAUACAUGACACUAUUAUGUCAAGAAAGCAAAAUUUUCUUAUGUGAUCUUUAUGUAAUUUUAAAUCUACUUGUCGAAAUAGAGAAAAUCUUGCGUACUCCAGAUUUUAAUUGGAAAAUGACUUAACAUUCAACAUAUUUGAUUAGCAGACCGAAUUUCAAAUCAAAAUGGAAACAAUAAAAGAAUCAGUCUCGAAAAAAGGAAAAAGACCAAAAUCCGCAACAAGAUAUCCAAAAAAAAUGCCAACAUAUGUAGUUGCCUUCUCGGUUCAGGAAUCUCGUGAUGAUCCGGCUAAGAACCCGCUCACUCCCAAAAGAAGUAGUGAGAAAUCGACGUCUAGUAUCAAAUCCCUGUCGCCGUCGGAGUCCACUAACUCAGCUAAAACUUUCACUAUUACUCCAACGGAUAAACUAUCGCAUGUCUUAAGCAUACCAACAAUUAGUGAAGUCAAGAUAGAUAUUAAGGACAGCAACCAGUAUGGAGAUGUCGACAAGUCCCCUCCAAUGAGUAGCUACAUUGUUGUAGAUAACAUCACGACUGACGAACAGCCUGAAGUCAUAUUUAAUGCACCACUACACAAAAAAUCAAGUCAAUCAAAAUCAAUCAAACUCAAAGAUGAUAACAAGUUCCCAAGGAAGAAGCCUAAGAAAAACAAACGCGUCAUCAAGUUUAAAAAUAUACAUUUCAAGUACAAAAACUCAAGACACAACAUUUCUAGACGUCUAGAGAAAUGCUAUAAAAAAAUAAAUUCUCCCAGUUCUGAGGAACUCAAAAUUUGCGGCUUAUCUAAUAUUGUUUGCAAAUCUCGAGAUCUUAAAAAAGUUUUAGCUAAAUCGAACUUAUUGGACGAAUCCGAUCGAAUUUCGUUCUACGAUGAAUAUGAAGAUGGAUCGCCAGCUUCUUCUCCUUCGACAACUAAAAAGUCUUUCGUAAGUUACACGAGCCAGAACACUCUGAUUCAAAAGAGCUCUUCAUCAUCGAGGAAUGAAGAUUUCUAUAGCAUAAAAACUGCAAACUCCGUAAUUCAAGUGGCUUCAGAGGUAAUGCCUUACAAACAUGAUGUUAUCAAUGUCGCUGUAGCUCUAGCUUUUAACCCGUCAAAACAAACUAGCAAUCCAGGUGACAGUAGUAAUAGUAAUGAAAUAUUCAUGCAUAAAGAAAAUUUAACGAGUGAUGACACAUUUUUACUUCCUUAUGUAGAUCUUACUUCCGGAACACCGUCCCAUGAUACCACAAAAGUCGUAAAACCCGACUUAGAAACAAUGAAACCUAAUACUCUAAACGAAAAUGAAAUAAGCACUGAAACACUUACUGGUUUUGAAAAAAAAUCUGUUGUGGGUAUAUGCAGUGACGACGAUACAUUUGUUAUCGCCCGGACGAGUUCUGAUUUCAAUAAAUCAAGUAUAAAUUCUGAAUUCACUAUAACUUCUACCUCUGAUUCUACGUUACACGCAGAGGUACAACCAAACUUACUCAGUCAAGACAAGUUUUCCACUGGUUUUCCUCACAGGACCACUUUGUCGGACACUGUUAGAUCUCUAGGAUUUUAUCCCGAAAUGGCACCAUCCACCAGCUAUGAUACAAACUUUAAACCAGAUAAAAACGGAGUCAUUGUAACCGAAAAUAUAAUGACUAGUUUCUCAAUAAAUCCUAAAAAUAAAGGCGAUUUACCUGCAAAUGAAAAAAACAAUUUAUCAAAGAAUGUUUUGCGUAAAAACUUUGAUGUGGAAAAGCUGGCAUGUCUUCAAAAAAAUAUUGAUUUACCUAACGAUGUUACCAUAAAAGCAAACUUAAAAGAAACCAAUAUAGGACACCAGAAGAAACAGUGUUUUGAAGACAUCAAAACUAACAAACCAACAGAUUUGGCUGAAAUGUGGGAACGGCUGACAUUAAUUUUAGAUUUGGCUGUGACAAGAUUAGAAGAAACUUUAGCUGACAAAAUUUUAAAAGAGCUAAAGAAAUCAUUAGAAGUCUUUAAGCAGCCAGAACCUAAACCAAACUUAGAACUACAAGUAACUGAACUACAGCCAAUCAAAUUUAAGGAAGAAGUCGUGAAAAUGUCACACAAAGAGGUAUCGGUUUUAGAAAUUAAAAAAGCCGACUUUGAGAUUGAUGAAAGUUUGCAGUGCGACUUAGUACAGAAUCAGGUGAUUGAUCAGUUGAUGCUUAAAUUGAGUGUGGAAGCGCCAAAACCAAUACCAUUACCAACAUCAAGUGCCUCUUUAAAGAAAUUAAAGAAGCCACAGAUUGUGAAGGAUUACUUCGAGACCUUGAAGCCUCCUGAAAGCGCGUUGAUUGAGGUCGGGAAAGGAGACCAGGUCACGGUCUCGACGGCGACUGCUGAGAUAAGGAGUUACGAGGCCAGUGGUCUCCAUCGCGUGAAGGUACUCUUCUCUGGACCCAUGUCUUUUAUCAAAGAAAACGUAUUCGUGAUAACCAGUGUUCCCACGUUUUUUAUUGUUCUAUUAUGUCUGUACGGUAUUAUUGUAAUCAUAAUGAAACCUUGGUAAUUUCGGUGAGUGCA